Molecule: messenger RNA, 1991 nt
Organism: Oncorhynchus tshawytscha (Chinook salmon)
Lineage: Eukaryota; Metazoa; Chordata; Actinopteri; Salmoniformes; Salmonidae
Gene: cldn2
Product: claudin 2
Exons: 1
Coding region: 573-1409 (278 amino acids)
Biological process (GO): cell adhesion; bicellular tight junction assembly
Cellular component (GO): plasma membrane; bicellular tight junction
Molecular function (GO): structural molecule activity
Source: RefSeq, a predicted model, not a curated record
UCACAAACACAAAGAGAGAAGCGCAAUAUACUGAGCAGUAGAGAGUGGAGGAAAGAGAGAGGGGGAAAAAAGACAGAAGUCAGGAUUGAGACUUGAGAGAGAACAUCAUUGAGGGAGAGAACAUCAUUUGUCAGGUGUUGUUCUUUCCUGACAAAGUGGCCAGAAUUAUUAUCACAGUCGUCGUAAGCUAGAGUAACAAUCCAUCUGGAGGGUUUGAAAAGUGGCUACCGAGUGUUAUGGUGAGGAACAUGGAUUCAAUCAAGUUACCAGUUGGCAGGUCAGUCUUUGCUAACCAGUGUGUCAGAGGGAGAGAGAGAGGGGCUGGGUGUGAGUAAGCAGUUAUCACAGGAUUUUCAACUGGUUCUAUGGCAAGUUACAGUCAAAGAGAGCCGCGAGCUUAGAGGAUUGUAAACGGGCAACAGUACCGUUAUAGCAAUCGUGUUUGUAGUAGAAGAGAGUAGUGUUAGUGUGGGGAAGGAGGACCAGUGAGAGUGUACGAGUUAAAAAGACAGAGAGCGGGAGUUAACUGAAAUAGCAGCAAGAGGGUAUAUCAUUAUCAUCAUCAGUCCACCAUGGCGUCAGCUGCUCUAGAACUGAUGGGCUUCUUCAUGGGUCUGCUAGGCAUGCUGGGUACCCUGGUGUCCACAGUGCUUCCCUACUGGCGGACAUCUGCCCACAUCGGGCCAAACAUCGUCACUGCCGUGGCCAAUAUGAAGGGCCUCUGGAUGGAGUGUGUCUACCAGAGCACCGGAGCCUUCCAGUGUGAGACCUACAACUCCAUGCUGGCCUUACCCUCAGACCUCCAGGCCUCCCGGGCCCUGAUGGUGGUCUCCGUGGUCUUUUCCGUCCUGGCCGUCGUCAUCUCCACCGUGGGCAUGCAGUGUACCAUCUGCAUGGAGGGCUCCGCGGCUAAAGGCCGAGUGGCCGGUACUGGGGGAGGCCUCUUCCUGACCGCGGGGUUCCUGGCUCUGAUCCCGGUGUCGUGGACCACCCACGAGGUUGUCCAGACCUUCUACCAAGCCAACCUGCCCAGCAGCCUGAAGUACGAGCUGGGGGACUGUCUGUACGUGGGGCUGGCCGCCGCCCUGCUCUCCAUGCUGGGCGGGGGGCUGCUGUGUGUCUCCUGCUGUGAGACGGCGGAUGGGGGGCGCCGUGGAGGGAGGAGGCAUGGCGGAGGGUACCCCUACCCAGCCCCGGGCAUGGGGGUAGGCACUGGGAGGGCCAGGACCAGCUCACAGACCUAUAGGAACCCAACGCUACAGAUGGGGGUGAACGCUGCCACCAAGGCAGCGACCCUGGCAAGGAGUCACACCAGCACUACUACCCAGUCCAGCACCCCCGCCCAGGGGGCCAAGAAAGACCCACGCCGCAACCCUGCGGUGGGCUACGAUGUCACUGGGUACGUCUGAUCGUGUUCAGGCCAAUGUUAACAUUCACACACACAUCACGCUGUCUCUUCUAUACAGUAUGUGGUGCAGAGCAUGACCAACCCAACAACUUGCUAAGGUAACUGACUGUUAUCUUUUACAAUUAACUGAUCAGGGGACUUUUAGUGCCACACUACCGUACAGGAAGACUUUUGGCUCCUCGCAAUGGAAAUCAGAGAGACUUGUAGUGCUUGACCAUGCAUACAGUACUGUAGUGACUGAACGAACUGAGUAUGAUUUAUACACCCUUUGAUAGAUUUACUAUUGAAAAUGGAUUUAUUGCAGGAACAUCUGUCUUGAUGUGAUUACUCUGAGGUGUUCGCUCCAUCUCUAUUUUUUUGCUCUACGACCCCCACAAGCCUCAUCUGAAGGUAGCCCGGUACCAGUUGAGAAAAUUAAUGGAAGUAUGUAAUGGUGGUUUAGUGCCCCAGAAAAUGUGUUAAAUAUUGCAAAAAAAUAUACGCAUGUAUAAUCAUUUCCUGAUCUGUCUUAUAUCUCUCAGAUGCAGGACAGACACUUUAAAACAAAUGUCCUUUUGAUAUUUUUUUUCUGUUUUUCCAUGUA